UAUUCAAUCUAAUUUUAUUUAUUAACUGUGAUUGCGCUGACUCACUAAGAUUUCCCAUUUUUUGGGGCCUUGUUUAUUUAAAACUUGUAAUUGGUUGUCAAAGACAUUAUUUUUACUGCACAACCGCCGUUAUUAUCGGCACCCUGAAUAUAUUCAUUAAAUUUUUGAUUUUCAAACUUGAAUAACGCCGUUAUUUCUCAACCGAUUUAAGUCAUUUUGCGCUUAAAAUGUCCGGAAUGACUUUGACUAAAAUAUUUUCAAUAAGCGAGCAUGCUGAGAUGCACCACUUAUGAAUCAUAAAAAUAAAUAUGUUUUCAGGGGAAAAUUUUUGCACAUUUUGGCACAUAACUUGGGUAAACAUCAAAAAUUCGCCAAGUCGACUAGCAAAUCUUUUCUAAAUUACCUAACAAUGAUCUGUGCAAAAUUUCAUCACAAUCGGUUGAGAAACGGCCGAGAAAUCGACUUAUAUCGCUUUUUUUGGGUGGGGUAAAUGCAUACUUAGCAAUUUUUUUUCGUUGUCAGGUAUUUGCCUCACUAAGAAAAACUGGACAUAAAUGAGUGGACACCUUCUCCCCGUUUUUAUAUUUAAAUAAGCCAGAUUCAAACUAUUGCUCAAAGUUUAUUGAAAAUAAAUUAGUACAGCUAACAUGCGAAAGUGGGAAUUUGUGCUUCCAGAUUCCAAAUAAGGUUCGGUUUCGAGAAGUAUAAUUUUUAACGAUUACUUAGUAAUCCGUAAGUUCAUAAACUUCCGUAAAACUUUGUCUACAUGGAUAUUAAGCCAGUUAAAAAAUCCGGAUGUCCCAAGUUCUCUAAAAAGUCCAAAGAAAAGGCGGACGUUGCCACACUUGCGAAACUGAAAUGUCAGAUUUGCAGGAAAAUUUUUAAAAAUCCAAACACCCUACGCCUUCACAUGGCGAGGAUUCACACCAGCCGAGAACGACCCAGGUGUCCCACGUGUCAUCGCGUGUUCUUCAUUUCUGGCAACCUACGAGAGCAUAUUAAAGCCGUCCACGGCACGAAGGAACGACCUCGUUUCCCAUGCACGUUCCCAGGCUGUGACAAAACCUACCUACAAAAGAGUGAAGCUGUGAGACACGCAAAAAUUGAACAUGCCCAAAAUCCGGUCCGAUUUCGGUGCACACUUUGCGAAAAAGAGUUUAAAACUAAGGGAAAACUUGGGAGACAUAUUCUCAGCCAUACUACAGAAAAACCGCACAAUUGUGCCACCUGCGGGAGGAGUUUCGCCGAGGUGGAAACCCUGAAAUCUCACGAGACAACACAUUUGGACAAAUCUGCCCGAGACGUGUUCCAGUGUCGCAUUUGUCCUCAGAUCUUUCUAACUAAAAGUGGACUACGACGCCACAUCCGCGAUGCGCAUGAAAAUCAGAGGAAUUACCCGUGCGCAUUUUGUGACAAGAGAUACUCGUGCGCAUCAUACUUGAAGGGUCACGUGGAGAGAAAACAUGCCACGAAUAAAGAGCUGAUUCAUUCCUGCGACAAAUGCGAGUACAAAGGUCAUGCAAAACGCAAUUUAGCUCAACACGUACGAAUCCAUAAUGUUGAGAGUUGGAGGGAGUGUUAUUUUUGCCAGAAGAAGUUUGCCAGAUUCGCGGAUUUGGUCAAACACUGUAGUCGAAUUCAUUGUCUGGAGAAAUGAGAGAGUUAAUUUGUUUCAUUUGUGCUUAUACUAAAGUUUCCUCUUGGUUUAUUGUAGUAAUUUUCAUGUAAAAAUGUGUUUUAGCUUUAGUUUGAAUAUUACGUUUUUGUAAUUUUUGAGUUAAUCCCAUUCAGAAAUUGGCGACAUCCCCCAUUCUGUAUUUUGUAUGGUAGUCUGAGUCAGAAUUUCUGCUCAUAAUUCGGCUGGCGCAUCGAGGCGUUUAUUUGACGGAAAUUUGCCCAUGAAUACUUUAACGCUGUCCAAAAAUUGCAACAAAAUCAGAACAUAUUUAUUGA
Molecule: messenger RNA, 1953 nt
Organism: Folsomia candida
Lineage: Eukaryota; Metazoa; Arthropoda; Collembola; Entomobryomorpha; Isotomidae
Product: zinc finger protein 816-like
Exons: 3
Coding region: 767-1657 (296 amino acids)
Cellular component (GO): nucleus
Source: RefSeq, a predicted model, not a curated record